Molecule: messenger RNA, 621 nt
Organism: Panicum virgatum (switchgrass)
Lineage: Eukaryota; Viridiplantae; Streptophyta; Magnoliopsida; Poales; Poaceae
Exons: 4
Coding region: 1-621 (206 amino acids)
Source: RefSeq, a predicted model, not a curated record
AUGCCUAACCCCAACACGGGGAAGCUCCCGGGCCAAGCGGAGCCCCCCGUGAAGGAACAUAUCAAUGCUAUCACCACUAAGGGUGGAAGGUCUACACAAGACCCUCCACAUCCUAAUGAUGCAGGGAAGCAGCAGGAGAAGACGCCGGGGGGAAGCGAGGCGCAGAAAGAAAGCGGCGAACAAGUGCCCCCAAGGGAGGAAACACCGAGGUUAUCGCCCCAUGACUUCUACGACACCAUGGUGCAUCCAUUCCCCCAGCGACAGAGGAGGACAACUGAGGACGAACAAUUCGGCAAGUUCGUUGAGGUACCAACGUACUCGAAGUACUUAAAAGACAUCCUCAAUAACAAGAAGCCAUUGCCGUCCUCGGAUGUGUUGGCAGACCAGUCCGUCCGCUACCCGGAGGGGGUUGCAGAGAAUAUUUCGGUGAGAGUCUGGGAUUUUCUCAUCCCCGAGGAUUUUGUGGUUCUGGAUAUGGCGCUCGACAUGAACACGCCGCUCAUUCUUGGGCGGCCAUUUUUGAGCACUGCCAAGAUCGUCCAACCACGUAGACGGGACAACGCGAGGCCCUACGGCAUCCCCACUGAUAGGAAGACCCAGCAUCAUCGCAACGUCUUGUAG